Molecule: messenger RNA, 810 nt
Organism: Arabis nemorensis
Lineage: Eukaryota; Viridiplantae; Streptophyta; Magnoliopsida; Brassicales; Brassicaceae
Source: the annotation of a GenBank genome assembly
AUGGCAGAAAUUGUAAAACCAAAUCUCCUCCUAUCCACAGAGACCACCAAUUUUGAUGAUGAGACAAGCUCCAUGGUUACUUCUCUCGAGACAUCGAUUUUUCAGAUGGGUUUUCCUUUGGAGACCGAAGAGAUAAUUACAGAGAUGAUUGGUAAGGAGAGACAACAUUCACCUAGAGAUGAUUACCUCAAGAGACUCAGAAAUGGAGAUUUGGAUUCCAAUGUCAGAAAUCAAGCCCUUGAUUGGAUUUGGAAGGCUUGUGAGGAACUUCAGUUUGGACCAUUGUGUAUAUGCUUAGCGAUUAACUACUUGGAUCGUUUCUUAUCAGUUCAUGACUUGCCUAGUGGUAAAGCUUGGACUGUGCAAUUGUUAGCUGUUGCUUGUUUAUCAUUGGCAGCCAAAAUUGAGGAAACUAAAGUUCCUGAGUUAUUACAUUUGCAGGUUGGAGACCCGCGGUUCAAGUUUGAGCCUAAAACGGUUCAAAGAAUGGAACUUUUGGUGUCUAAUGUAUUGAGAUGGAGGUUACGAGCCGUGACACCGUGCUCUUACAUAAGAUACUUUCUUGGUAAGAUCAAUGGAUAUGAUCAAGAACCAUCUAGCAGAUUGGUAUCUAGAUCACUACAAUUGAUAGCAAGCACAACCAAAGGUAUUGACUUCUUGGAGUUUAGAGCUUCAGAGAUUGCUGCUGCAAUUGCUCUUUCUGUUUCUGGAGAACUUCACACAACACACUUUGACAAAUUCUCCUUCUCUUCUUUCUUCUCACACCUUGAAAAGGUAAGAAAAAAGUUAACCAAAAGUCUCUUUUCGUAA